GUUGUUUCAUCUGGGGUUGUUACGUUGCCCCCUAGUGGUUUGAAGUUUGAAGAGCACAGUGUCUGGCAGCAGUCUGGUAAUGGAGAUGAGCGACCAUCACGGCACCCUCAGAGACGGAUUCCUACCGUGGGAAGCUGGCGGGAGCAUGGUGUUCUGAUUAGACGUCAGGAGAGGACAGGAACCGCCGGUUCCGUCACGGUUCUCUUCGCACCACCACAGGGGCCUGCCAGGCACGGGAGUCGUCUGCCUCCCCCUGUAGUAAUUGGUCUGAGAAGCGGGACGGGGCGAGGCAGAUGCAUGCCCUACUCAGACAGCUAGUAGACAUGGGCCAGGAGCAAGCCAAGCAGCAGAUUGAGAAAGGUCUGAAACUAUACCAGUCCAACCAGAGGGAGAAGGCCUUGGAAGUGUGGAAGAAAGUGCUGGAGAAGAACACAGACCCAGGAGGGAAGUUUCGCGUGUUGGGCUGUUUGAUCACCGCGCACUCAGAGUUUGGAAUGUACAAGGAGAUGCUAAAGUAUGCUCUGGCACAGAUCGACACGGCCAGAGACAUGGAGGACCCCGACUACCUGACGGAAGGGUACCUGAAUUUGGCACGCAGCAACGAGAAGCUGUGCGACUACCAGAACACCAUCUCCUACUGCAAGACCUGCCUGAACAUGCAGGGCACGACGGUGAGCCUGCAGCUCAACGGGCAGGUGUGUCUGAGCAUGGGCAACGCUUACCUGGGCCUCAGCUGCUUCCAGAAGGCCCUGGAGAGCUACGAGAAGGCCCUGCGGUACGCGCAUAAUAACGACGACAAGAUGCUGGAGUGCCGGGUCUGCUGCAGCCUGGGGAGCUUCUAUGUCGCUCUGAAGGAUUACGAGAAGGCCCUCUUCUUUCCUUGUAAAGCGGCAGAGCUGGUGAACGACUAUGGCAAGGGCUGGAGUCUGAAGUACCGGGCCAUGAGCCAGUACCACAUGUCUGUGGCCUACCGGAAACUGGACCGCCUGCCCGACGCCAUGGAGUGCUGCGAGGAGUCGAUGAAGAUUGCCCUUCAGCAUGAGGAUCGACCACUACAGGCUUUGUGCUUGUUGAACUUUGCAGACGUCCACCGCUGCAGAAAUGACGCGGACAGGGCAUUUCCUAGAUACGAGUCCUCUAUGUGCAUCAUGAUCGACAUUGGUAACAGGCUGGGACAGGCAACCAUCUACCUGAACGUGGGCAAGUGCUGGAUACUGCAGAAGGAACUAGACAAGGCUCUGGACUCAUUGCAGAGAGCAGAGGACCUGGCAGAAUCAGUGGGGAAUAAGCUGAUCGUGUUGAAGACGCACUCUCUGCGCGAGGGGAUCUACCGGGGCCGCGAGCAGCAGGACGAGCUGCGAGAACAGGUGGUCAAGUUCCUGCAGCACGUGGAGGAGCUGGAGCUCUACUGCGGCAUGUGCGGAGAGUCCAUCGGAGAGAGGAACCAGCAGCUGCAGGCCCUGCCCUGCUCUCACGUCUACCACCUCAAGUGUCUACAGACGAACGGAACUAAAGGUUGCCCACGGUGCCGUAGUGCGUCCAUGAAACCUGGCUUUGUCUGAGCUCACGUCAGGAGUCCUUUCUUGGAAUAAGAGCCAUACAGGGACUUCCUCUCUUCAGAAAUGACUCCAGAUCAGCUUGCAGGAGAGACGUCACAGAGGGAUGCUGUCAUACUUUUCCUUCACUGACGCCACCACAGUCAAGAACGUCUGCAGGUUCUGUAGCUGUAGACUAGAACUCCUUCAACUAACAUUGUUUACUUGAUAGUAAAAACACAAACCCCCACAUCGCUCCAAGUCAUCCCUCGGCUGAAAACUCUGUGAGCUCCCCUGGAGUACCAGCAGGUGUCCCCAGGGGGAGUGUGCAGAUUGGACCCCUUUUCAAGUUGGGAGUUCUUGCUGUGGAAGAUGGAAGGGCUUGGCUGAAGGAACAGACGUCAGUAAACCCAACUGUCCAAACUCUCACUCUUCCUGCAGUGGAGCUUUUCUUUUGUUUGUUUUUUCUGAGCCUCAGCUGGUGAAAGAUUGUUUCUGCUGACAGUGAUGUUCUCAGCUGGUUUAUGGCUGAAGUGCAAGGACUAUACAAAGCUCAUGUGACUUGUACAAUAUGGGAAUACGAACCAUCAGCUGUACUCAGUUCAAACUUACGAUAGCAUUCUUUAUCAUGGGGUAGGCCACAUUUGGCUAAGAGGAGCCCUCUGUAACCACAUACUGACCAUGUUUACCAUUCUCUGUGCCAAUACCCCUCAUAUUAUAAUAUUUUAAUGUGACAUGUCUUCAUUUAAUUAAGUUUAGUUCAUUGCUAACUUGUCUUUCACCCAACUGUAAUAGUUAUUAUGCUACACAGUACACACUUUAUAAUUUUUAUCAUUUUAUUAUUUUAUUUGUUACAGAAAUAUACUAUUACUUUAUUUAGGCGUAAUAUGUAAUAUUAAUGUAUACCAAAAUUACAGUUUUCCUUUGCCCCUUUUCUGUUGUAGAAAGCGGAAAGGUACUGUUACUACAUCAGCUACAACUGGCUGAAACAAGAAGCCUUUUGCCUAGAUAUAUACAGCCCAGGAGAAAAUUCGAAUGAGUGAAAUUCGAAUGAGUCGACGUUCAUAUUCAAAUUUGCAAUGGUCCCUUAAUUUUAAAUGUCAACUCAUGUCACUCAGCAACAGGAUGACAUCAGAAAAAUGUGCAGUGGUCUCUUAAUUUUCUCCAGAGCUGUUUGUUAAACCACAAAUCCAUUAAAGUUCCCAGGGGUCGAUUCUGGGACCUUGGCAACAUUAAGCUGAAGUUCUAUUUCCCCUGUUCUAAGACCAAAGAUUAGGGUUACCAUCUCAUUUUGUUCAGUUCAAUGAAUAAUCCUAAUGGUUAUGGGGUCGUUACAUAGCUAGCUAACGGGUAGCAUGCCUCCCAAUACGUCUUUGUAAUCUGUCUUGCAUAUAUGGAAAUAAAACUGGAGUAACAUAUAGACUGCAUGUUAAAGCCAGUAAGUACUACAUGUAUUCACUCAUCAAAUGGUAUUGUAAUAAUCUAAUGAAUGAUUUGUGUGUGACAGGUCUAGUCUUUAAUCUGACCAAUUAUUUGAAUUGACAAGAUAUACAUUUUUCCUAUCCACAUAUAAGGCUAUUAUUUGUACUGAUUGAGAUAUUUGGGUGGUUGACUUAGGCUAUAAAAAAUGCCAAUAAUUUUACAUAGCAUUUAUUAUGUUGGAAAAAAGUCUUUGACAAUGGUAUAGUCAUAACGACAGAAUCCAAUGUUUGGAGUAAAAGUGGAAUGUAUGAAAAACUAUUUUAGUGAUGAUUAUGUCAUUAUGUUGCCAAUGAACACAGUUUAAUUGUGCAUUGGCACAAAUAUCACAUACAUGCCACAUUAGUGUAGAAGUACCUUCAACAAAAAAAGUUGAAGUUGACAUUUUGAAGACGAAAGAUUUAGUGGCAAAUCACUAUAACAUUUGUCAUGUGCAGCCUUUCUAAAGAGAAAUGGUGAAUUAAACGUUACUAAUAAUUUGCAUUAAUCCACCUUGGGGGAAAUCCCAAGGUGUAAUACUAUAUGAAUGCAUCAUUGCUCCAGAAUGUCUGUUUGUGAAUGUGUAUUACGAUAAGGAGAUGUUUUGAUGCAGCUAGACCUUUCUUUAUGUAUUCCCCCCCCCCCUCUCUCUCUCUCACACGCUCUUUUCAUGGGUUAAAACAUUUAUAUAUUGCCUUGUAACUGCAAGUAACCCAGUUGCUUUCUAAUGCAGUAAAACAAAAUGCACAUAAAAUGUACACACCGCAAACAGACUGGGGAAAAGAACAAGGUGACUUUUUUUCCUCCCUGCAGUGUAUUCACAUUGUUCCCCUUAGCCUAUUUUACAAACCAGUUGUAUUCAUUCUAAUAAUUAAACUCAUCAGUUUAUAUUAAUCCUUUCACUGUAAUAUGUGUUAUAUUAUGCUAUGUUUAUUACACUAGCUACUAACUGGUUAAAGCUACCUCUUUGCCAUCUCCCUACUCUCUGAGUAGUUUAUAUAGUGUGCCACAAUAAUCUGGAUCUGCCAAGGGCCAUUGGCUGGGGAAUAGAAACAAUCUUUGUACAUAAUCUUUUUUCUAGAAUAAAUAAAAUAUUCA
This is a messenger RNA of Sardina pilchardus (European sardine), 4091 nucleotides long. RefSeq names its product receptor-associated protein of the synapse, 43kD (gene rapsn). Gene Ontology annotation, molecular function: protein-membrane adaptor activity; acetylcholine receptor binding. The transcript has 9 exons. Gene Ontology annotation, biological process: positive regulation of neuromuscular synaptic transmission; synaptic transmission, cholinergic. NCBI's taxonomy places the organism in Eukaryota, Metazoa, Chordata, Actinopteri, Clupeiformes, Clupeidae. Gene Ontology annotation, cellular component: neuromuscular junction; plasma membrane. The record is from RefSeq and is a predicted model, not a curated record. The coding region runs from base 294 to 1562 and encodes 422 amino acids.